AUGAGGAAAACUGUGAUGUCCAAGGGAGUGCUGAAAGGCGCCUGCAGUCCUGACCCGACUUCUGGAGCAGCUGCUUCAGAGAGGAAAGAAGGGCUGCCUGGGAGACGACACGACCCAGAGCUUAACAUACGGGAAGCAGCCGUAUCAGUGACCUUGGCUCGAGGCACGGGAACCCUGGGGGAGGGCGUGGAAUCAUUCCCAAACCACAGCACACAACGGCAGCUCUGCUUGCGACUGAUCUACCCAGCGAACAGGAAAAGAAAUGUUUGGCUGUGCUGUCCCUCACCGAAUGACCCAGCUGAUUUUCUGUUGCCAAAGCCCACCAACUCCACAACUGAAACCUUGGCUCUCACUUCAAGAUUUUUCAUCAACUUCAUUGAGGUUAUGAAUCAAGGAAAAUACGCUGCAGAUGGGACUGCAGUGGAGUCUCAGAAAAUCAGAGCUGGUCAAAGAAAUGCCUGCUUACGGAGCCCAACAUUAUACUUCUACAAGGCGGGGGAGCUCGAGGGAAGACGGCCAAGGCGAGAUGCUAUCCUGACAGUGCUGAUCCUUCAGAAGCGCCUACCGGCCUUGAGCUCCUCCAAUUUUCAGGGUACCAUGCUGCCUUUCACCUCGGUCCUGAGUCCGGGCCGACACAGGACUCGUCUAGAAUGGCCCGGAAGUAGGGAGCACUGGUUCAGGUCCCAGCUGGCGCCUCGCAACGGGCUCUCCCCCCACAGUCCGGUCCUCCGGCUCACGGGAGGUCCCUGCUGUGCCCUUUCCUUGCUGUCGCCGGGGUGGGGAGCACAGGCUGUGGUCGCCCGUGUAGCGCCGAGUGGGGAGCGGGCGGUCCCCGGAAACCCUGGGGGCUCCCCGUCGAAGUCUCCGGGAGACGCUGCUGCGCAAGAACAGCCUGCCCUCCCCUCCCUAGGUGACUGCGGCCCUCUCCCGGUGGUGCCUCUGGCCCAGCCAGUUUCGGGAGGAAGCGUGAGUUUCCCGGUGAACACCACGGUGUUGUACAAAUGUGAUCAAGGCUUCGUCAAAAUCCCCGGCAUGCCAGACGCAGUGGUCUGCCUUUCCAGCAAUAAGUGGACGGACAUAAAAGAGUUCUGUAAUCGCAGCUGUGGAGCUCCACCCAGGUUGCUUUAUGGGAUCCUCAAAAAGAUUUACAUCAGUAAGAAUUACUUCCCGGAAGGUACCGUCCUAGAGUACGAGUGCCGGCCAGGCUUUAGGAGAAUAUACCCUCUAGUGGGGAAGACAACCUGUCUCAGUAAUCUGACGUGGUCCACACCCGAUGUCUUUUGUGAAAAAAAAUCGUGUCCUACUCCCAGAGAAAUAGAAAAUGGUCAAGUCAGUGUAGCAACUGACAUAUUACUUGGUUCUCAAAUCUUCUUCUCAUGCGACCCAGGGUACCGAUUACAAGGUGCAGCUUCUGCAUUCUGUAUGAUUGUAGAAAAUGGUGUUGAUUGGAGUAAUGCAUUUGGAGUGUGCACAAAAAUUUUGUGUCCACAACCACCACAAAUUAAAAAUGGACAAAUUAUAGACGAACGUGACACCUACGAAUACAGACAGGUUGCAACAUACGAGUGUGAUAGAGGCUUCACCAUCAUUGGAGAAAACCAGAUCACUUGUACUGUGACAGAUGGCACAGGAGAAUGGAGCGGCCCACCACCCGAAUGCAAAGGGAAAUCUCCACCUCCCUUUAUCCCACCAAUAGUUCAGAAGCCCACCACCACAACAGUACCAGAUACAGAAGUCUCUCUACCACCUCAGAAAGCCAGUACAGUACUUCCAGCAACUUCCCGUCCGCCCAUUUCCAGGAUGAGUACACAUCCUCCUACAACAGCAUCUGAAGAGAAAGGAUUGUCGUCAAGUGAGUUGACCCCGUCCGGAUUUCCUGCAGGUUCAAAAAGUCUCAUAUAUGGAUUUGUCGCUGGUACUAUAAUAAUUGGUAGUCUGUUUCUAGCCAAGGUUUUCUGGGACCGUGGAAAAUCAGGCCAUUAUAUGACACAAGAGAACAACAAAGCACCCAUUGUUAAUUAUUCAAAUGAGGCUGAUGCCACCUCAGAAAUAAGACCUCUUUCCAAUAAAGUACAAAAGGACACACAUGUAUGAAAUUGACUGUUUUGCUUAUGAUGCUGGUAACGGCUGCCUCGCUGGCGUAAGAGAUCGUGCCCAAACUUGCAGAAUAUUCCUAGUUUGUUACAAGUCCCUGGUGAAACACAGAUACAAUAAAUCCAGUAGUGCUCUCUGCUUUGCCUGGUACCCUUUAUCUUUAGGGUGUGUUAGGAAUGGCAACAAAACAAGAGGACCGGAGUCCAUCUGGAAUGAAAUUCUCAGCGCAUCAAAAGCCUUGCAGCUUCGGGAAGAAAGUAGAGACAUUUGUCUAUGCUUACAGUGGAAGCCUGAAUUUCUUUCACUAGAUGUGGAAGGUUAUUUUUACUUAUAAAAGGAAAUAAGUUAAAAACAUUACUUGGACAGCAGAAACAAAACAUCCCUGUUUUCUAAGCAAAAUUGCCAAACAGAGAUGAACCACAUUUCGAAGAUAACACUUACACUGUACAGCACUUUUGCUUAUUCCAUUAAAAUGAAUCUUAAUGGUUUUGGCAAAAUGUUUUAAAAGAAAAACAGGCUAGUGAUCCAGGGAUGUUUCUUGGCUCAGUGGCAAGGGAGGAAGAGAAAGUGAAAGAGUACUUCUCCCUUUGUUACAUAAUACAGAUACUGAACCAGGACUUGAGCUGCUUACAAGGUGGAUAAGCUGAAAUUUUGUCCUUAGGACAACCUGUUUUGUUUCCUCAGGAAAAGAGCCUUAUGAAAGUUAUCUCUGAUUUAAUGUCUUUAAAAGUAUCCAGGAGCCAGGUGUAGUGUCACAGGGCUGUAAUCGCACCACUUGGGAGGCUGAGGCAGGAAGAUAGGCAUGAAUUCGAGGCCUGCCUGGUCUACGUAGUGAGACCCCCCAAAGUACCUAGAGGUAGAAAAAUAUUGACAUAAGAAAAGAUUCUAUAUUUCUGAAGUGAGAUGUUCAUAGCCAAAUUGUAAAUCUCUUGUAACAUUAAUUUAUUUGUAUUUAUUUAUGUUGGUGAAUAUUUUGCUUCAAUAAGGUAUGUAAAUGAACAUUUAUUUUCCCUAAGUAGAAAUAAAGAAUGAAUCACAGUUUUUGGCCUCAUGUAGUACUUGAAAUUUAUUUUCUUUAAUGUGAAUAUCUUAUGUCUAAGUGAGAGCCCCUGCCUGUCUCCCAUAUGUGGUUCAGAAUGCUGUCCCUCGCUUAUCCUCACGUGGCCCAUUUUCAGGGGCUUGGAAAUGGUAGCACUUUGUACCUUCUCAAGCAUGUGAUACCCUCUCCUAGCAGUCUUAGUACUGUUACUGAUGUACCUGCAGGCAAUCAUAUUAAUUUAUAGGUUUUUAAUAUAUUCUUACAUGCUAUUUUAGAUGGUAGAUUAGAACUAGAAUAUAUGCAUAAGUAGAUCAACAGUGAUUAUUGCUUUGUCUCUUUUCUUCUUGGUAGUAAAGUACCUUCUGUUCAUUUCGUGGCAUUUCACUGUAAAAAUGUCAGUAUAUAUUUCUAACCAUAAAGACGGUUUUUCUUUGUAACCACAAUCAUCACAGCCAACAAGAUUAACAAUUACUUUCGGGUUGUUUCUAAUGUUAGGAAAUUCUUUAUUGUAUUUGCUUUUCUCAGUACUGGGGACCGAACCCAGGGCAUCGCACUUGCUAGACAAGCACGCCACCCCUGAGCUCAGCCCUUUUUAUUUUUAUUUUUGAAACAGAGUCAUGCUAAAUUGCUUAGAUGGGCCUUGAACUUGCAACCCUCCUGCCUCCGCCUCCAGAGCAGCAGGAUCAUAGGCAUUUUCUACCGUGCCGUUUCGGAUAUUCUCCGGUCCUGACUCACAAGUUCUGGGAUUAGGAGUUGGUGAGUGUGGGCCCUGCUGUGCCUGUCAUGCAGCAACCUGUUGCCUCGAACAGCAGCGUCACACUGAUCCAGUGACUCAGGAAAUACCACGGAGCCCGCGGUGUGCAGUUACCAUAUGCUGGGUGCGCUGGGGUCACCAGGAGAACUGUACCACUGUGUGUGAGUUCCGAAGAGCCACACACAAGAAAACGCGGACUUUUCACAGUACUUAGAGAGAAUGUGGAUUUAGCCACUGCACACACCAGUGCUUUCCAUGGUGAGUGCUUGGAGGGAGGCCUCCCUGCACGGCGCGGAGAGGACGGACGGGAGGACGGGGUGGCACCAUCCAGGCAGAAGGGCUUGGAGGAGGGUUAGCAUGUGUUACAUGCUCAGCAUAGAAGUAAAAACGAUAAACGGAUAUUUUAUUCCUGUUGAUCAAAUUAAAAGAAUAAAUGGGAGUGUGUUUAUAACAAAGAAUUCCAGGUAUUGGGAAAUCCUGAACUUUGAUGAUGUAAUGCUUUGAGGUUAUUUUAGAUUAAGGAAAAAGCUGAAAGGGUAUUUAAGCCUUGGUUACCUUGGAGAAAAUGAUACAAGCAUUAGGCCUGCGGGGCGGUGGGAUGCUCUUGUCAGAUCUGUACUAUUCUGUACGCUGUUGGCGUGAGGCUCAGCAGUUUUGUUUUGUCUCAACAGGAGCCCUGUGAGGUUGUACUGAGACUGAUCCUAAUGAAUAAUACUCACCAUGGAAAUUGAUAAUGCUUAACCGCUAUCACAACAGUUUGAAUGUCCCCAGCAAAUUCUCAAAUCCAAAAUUCUCCAAAAUCCAAAACAUUUGAGCAUCCACACAGUGCUACCAGUGGAGGAUGAUACACCUGACCUAAUAUGAGACAGCCACACUAAAAAUAUGGUGUAAAAUUACCCUUAGGUUAGUUUGUAUGAAACACAGGUGAAUUUAGAGUUGGGUCAAGUCCCCAGGAUGCACCAUUAUAUCGAUUUUGUUGGCUGUCUCCCAUGACAUUUCUUCAUGUUUUGCCACUGAGUUGCAAUUUUUAAGGUAGAUUUCUGUUUUUAUUUCACUUGUUUAUAGAUUUCAUUUGUGUUUUUAAUUCUUCACCCCUUGCCUUGAGCAGAGCUGAAUCUUGACGCUUUGGCGAGGUGACUUUUCAGAGAUAAGUCCCACUCUGUGGGUGUGGAUGGAGGGCGUGUGCCUGGCUUUAUCAUUUAUCAUAGCACAUGGAAGACCAAGAAAGAAGACAUGCGGGGGGUGGGGGUGAACUAGACCUGAAGCCUGGAACCAACCGUGGCCAAACUCCACCUGCAUCCUGUUGAUCUGAAAUCUAAACUAUAGAGAACAUUUUUUAACAGCCACAGAGAUUAUGCAAUUAACACAAGUACAGCCAAAACUGAGAAACUUACACUUAGAAGAGGAUUUCUUGGCUGGGGAUGCAGCUCAGUGUUGCCUCCACCUGCCUCCCAAGGGUAAGGUCUCGAGUUCGAUCCCCAGUACAAAAAAAAAAAAGAUUUCUUUGAUAAAAAAUCCCAAAAUGUGUCUAUUAUAGGAAACUGAAAAACCGACAGUGAAGAUUGUGCAGCUGUAAAGCACGUGAGUUGCCACUCUUGCCAGAACUUGAAAUUUAGAAAUGACCACGUGCAACUUGUGGCCCUGAGCAAGGAGUUACCGGCAAAAAGUUUAAAGUAUAAGUGGCUGCUGUUUCUAUAUUUGAGAAGAGGCAGGAGACAAACUCAGAGUCUAACUGGCCAGUGUAUACAUACACAGAGUUGAAAAUAAGAGUAUAGAGAGCCCAGGGUGUUCACAACUUGCCGCAAGUGAGACUGGUUUUCAUCUCAAACUGGAGACCGUGAAAGUGAGAAAUGGGCGAAAUCAUUCUAAAGCACAGUGUUAGGACAAAGGCUCUCUGAGUGUGUUGUCAUCGCCAAGACCUCGGGAGGAUUAAGGCCGUGCCUCGCAGAUGGCUUCAGAGAAGUCUGAGGGUGUGGACGCACGCGGUCCUGAGACACUCUGAGGGCACAAGAUUUCUCAGGAAGUCGCAGAAGGUUUGUCACGACAGCAUUGCCGUGUUCCAGUAGACCGAUCUACAACUGAGGAAAAUGGUGCCAGGACAAAUUUCCUUGUUCUAAGUUCUCUCUCUCUCUGGCAUGUUUAGCUCUGUUGGUCCAAGCAUGUUUAUCUGUGGAACAUCGGGAAGGAUUUAGGAAUUCUUGGCUGAAUUCCCAGAUUCCUGCAUUAUCCUCUGUAAUUCUCACUGUGCCCAACAUUAUGUGCUCCCGGCGACGUGGGUGUCACAGGCUCUUCCUAGCCGGCUUUCCUCCUCGGCCCCAUUAGAAGUGGACUUUCAUGGUUCUAUUUUCCUUGGACCAUGUGAGUCCACUUACUGUCCGUGACACUUUGGGUAUGCAAAGUCUAGGAUCUUAAUUCCCUUGAUGGUGCAGUUCCUUCAAAAUCACCAUAGCCUUCUGACCCAUUUUCUUCCCGUGUAUACCAUGGGAUAGUUGCCACAGCUACAAAAGUUUAAUGAAUUUCUCCAGCCUUAAUUGUUUCUCUGCCCUGUAGUCACUGCGUCAUUCUUUAACUCUUGCUUCUGAAGGCUUCUCCUUCGAUGGAACAUAUUUCUUUGUGAGUUUUGGUUGACUGACUCUGAUGCUCAUUUCCCUUUAUAAAACUAUUUGCUGGGAUUCCCCAAAUUGUAGGAUGAGAGUUCUUUCUUCUGGGGAGAACCCAGCUGUCCAACCUACAGGACUUGGCAGUGUCACUCGAGCUCCACUGUUUGAGCCCGGUGUGCAGCAUGGGGUUUCCUGACCCACCGUGUCAGGGGAACUUGGGCUGUGACUUCACAAUGACUGGGCAACAAAAAUUUUAUUUUCCUAUUCCUUUUUUUAUUUUGUAUAUUUUGGGUACCAGGG
Molecule: messenger RNA, 6787 nt
Organism: Fukomys damarensis (Damara mole-rat)
Lineage: Eukaryota; Metazoa; Chordata; Mammalia; Rodentia; Bathyergidae
Gene: Cd55
Product: CD55 molecule (Cromer blood group)
Exons: 17
Coding region: 1-2094 (697 amino acids)
Source: RefSeq, a predicted model, not a curated record